CUUUGGUGGGUUACCAUGAAACCUUGUCUGUCCUUGUCUUUAGUGGGGAGUGUUCCCUCGCAUCCCCUGACACGAGGGGGUGGGCUGAAGCUGUGGCUGUGUGAGUUGUGGCUCCUACUGAUGGGCUCUGGUUUGAAAGCCAAAUUCCUGCCUCAUGAAGAGGAUGUGGACUUUAUCAAUGAGUACGUGAAUCUCCACAAUGAUAUCCGAGGCUCCGUCUUCCCCGCAGGGUCUAACCUGCGCUUCAUGACUUGGGAUGUAGCUUUAUCCCGUACUGCUAGAGCAUGGGGGAAGAAGUGUGUGUAUCAGCGUAAUACUCAUCUAGACAAAGCACAUGAGUCCCAUCCCGUAUUUAAUGGUAUUGGUGAAAACAUGUGGGUUGGCCCUGAAAAUGAAUUUACCGCAAGUCUCGCCAUUCAAAGCUGGCAUGAAGAAAAGAAAAGUUAUAACUUUCAAAAUGACACUUGCGUUGAGGACAACGACUGUUCUCAUUAUAUUCAGCUUGUUUGGGACAACUCCUACAAAGUUGGUUGUGCUGUUACUCCAUGUCAAAGAAUUGGAAAUAUCCACUUUGCAGCACUUUUCAUAUGCAACUAUGCACCAGGAGGAACGCUGACAAGGAGGCCUUAUCAAGCAGGGGCAGUUUGUUCCCGGUGUGGCAAUGCCGACAGAUGCACAGACUUCCUAUGCAGUAAUGCAGAUCGUGACCAAGCUACGUAUUACCAGUUCUGGUACCCACCUUGGGAAGUGCCCCGCCCACUCGUUUGUGAUCCUCUGUGCAUAUUCACCAUUUUCCUGAGAGGGGCGUGUUUUGUGCUGUGCAUCGUCGUUGUUCUUGUAAUACAGUCCCGGUUUCCAGAUAUCUAUUCCGAAAAGCAGAUGCUGUCUGCGAGUAAAACAUUUUCAACAGAGGAGGAAAUGAAGAGCGUGGAAGAAGAAAGCGAGUCGGAGGAGGCCAGUGAGGAAGAGGAAGAUGAAAGCUAGAGAGAGGAUGACCUAACAGAAGCCAAAGCCCAAUAGAAAAAAAAAUACCAAAGCAUUGAAAAUAGAAUGCUGAACUUUUAGAAGAAAAUAUACAAACGUCAAUUGUAAUAUUUUUCCAUUUUUCUAUACUUAUUUAACAAAUUUAAGUUGGAAAGCACAGUGUGAAUUGAAAGCUUGCAUUGUACAGAAAAUAUUAAGCUCUUCAAGAUAGAUAACCACCACAACAAAAGGUUGACUCAAAGUUCUUUGUGGUAUCUGAUAGAAAGAGGCACUAUUUAUAUCUCCAUCUCUCUGUGUAGCCUUUUUAUAUGUGUUAACAAGUAUCUGAAGUAUCUACAGUUAAUUAAAUCAGCCACAUAAAUAAGAUGCUUAGAACCACUCCCUCCAAGUUUAGAAUAGUCAUUUGAUAAAUAUUAGCUUGGUCUUACUAUUAUUAUUAUAAUUAACAGUGGUAGUGUAUGUGAUAUUUCCAUAUGAUAUCAAAACAUAAAAUGUUGUUUAUGUAUAUUUGUGAAACAGUUUCUUUGACACUGUUAGAAAAUAAAAUAUAUAAUUCCUA
Molecule: messenger RNA, 1543 nt
Organism: Myodes glareolus (Bank vole)
Lineage: Eukaryota; Metazoa; Chordata; Mammalia; Rodentia; Cricetidae
Gene: Glipr1l2
Product: GLIPR1 like 2
Source: RefSeq, a predicted model, not a curated record